AUGAAGGAAGAUCAAAGACUCGAGCUGAUAAAGCUUUUUUUUAAGGAAAAGGGACUUGUAAGACAGCAUAUAGAGUCGUACGAUUACUUUGUAGACCAUGAAAUAAAGGCUCUUGUAAGAGCAAACCAGAUUGUCGAUUCAGACAUCGAUCAUACGUUUUAUCUCAAAUAUCUGGACAUUCGUGUUGGAAUGCCAAGUAUAGAGGAAAACAUGGUUAACUACGAUGUGUUUCCGAUAGAGUGCAGGCUAAGAGACAUGACAUAUUCUGCGAAUAUCUAUGUUGACAUAGAGUAUGUCAGAAACAGACAAAUCAUUGUUAAAAGGGAUAUUUGCAUUGGAAAAAUGCCUGUGAUGCUGCGAAGUAGCAGAUGCCAUCUAAGAAAGGAAGCAAAGGGCAUAAUAGAAAGUAACAAAACCAGAGACAGGAAGAUCCGAGAAUCUCAGGAAUGUCCGUUGGAUGUUGGAGGCUAUUUUAUUAUUAGAGGAAUUGAAAGAGUGAUAUUAAUACAAGAACAACUUUCAAAGAACAGGAUCAUUAUCGAGUCCGGGCCAAAAGGGCUAUUUGCUUCUGUUACAUCUUCCACGGAUGAACACAAGAGCAAGACGUCCGUAACCAUCAAGGAUGAUUGCUACUACUUGAAGAGUUCGAUGUUCAACGAAGAGAUCCCGGCAAUAAUCGCAAUGAAAGCUCUUGGGUUGACACAGGAUAAGGAAAUAGCGGAGUGCAUUGGAAAAGAGUAUUUUGAGAUUAUAGUCCCUAGCUUUGGAGAGUGUAUAUCAAAGGAGGUGUUUACUAAGGACCAGGCUCUCCUUUACAUGAGCAACUAUAUAAAGUUAAAACCAGAGGACAAUAGAAUAGAAGAGGUUCUGACUAUACUGUCUGAAAAAGUAUUGCCAAAUGUUCAGACAGAAGGUUGUAAUCUAAGGAAAAAAGGGAUUUACAUAGCACUAAUGAUCCGAAGGCUUGUACAAACAAAACUCAACAUACUCAAGGAGGAUGAUAAAGAUUUCGUUGGGAACAAGAGGUUUGAGCUGGCUGGACAGCUAUUAUCGAUCCUUUUUGAAGACACAUUCAAAAGAUUUAACUUUGAGUUAAAGAAAUCGAUAGAUAAGAUAUUGAGCAAAAGAUCCAGAGCACAAGAGUUCGAUGCAUUGACAUUUCUGAACCUGCAGGCCAAUAUGAUUACAUCCACUCUUUCGAGGGCAAUUUCAACAGGAAACUGGAAUCUAAAGAGGUUCAGGAUGGAAAGAAGCGGGGUAACGCACGUUUUGUCAAGGCAUUCCUACAUAUCUGCAUUGGGGAUGAUGACAAAGAUAAACUCUCAUUUUGAAAAAACAAGGAAGGUGAGUGGUCCUCGAUCUCUUCAUACGUCAUCUUGGGGGAUGCUUUGCCCUGUUGACACACCCGAAGGAGAGUCAUGUGGUCUUGUGAAGAAUCUUGCUUUGCUGGCGGAAAUAACAACCAACUCCGAUACAAGACCAGUGCUGGAUCUAAUGUUCAGACUUGGAGUUGUUGAUAUUAACUCUGUCUAUACAAGAGAGAUACAUCAGAAAGAUAUGUUUUCUGUGUUUCUAAACGGGGAUAUCGUUGGGAUCACCAACAAAGCGGGCUUUCUUAUAGAGCAAUUCAGGCUAAACAGAAGAAAAGGACUUAUUGGAAAGUUUGUAUCCAUUUACAGGGUACCAGCUGAAAAGGUUAUCCACGUAGCUUCUGAUAAUGGCCGAGUGUGCCGUCCACUAGUUGUGAUCGACAAAGGAAGGAUAAAUCAGAUGAUAAUUUCAAACCAAGUUGACAAGUAUCUCGAGGCCUUGAAUAUUUCAGAGAAAAUAGAGAUGGGAAGCGAGAGAUCCUUUUUUGAUUGCUAUCUCAAGUACAAGUCAUUUUCUGAUCUUUUAGAGGAGGGCUUUGUUGAAUACCUUGAUGUUAAUGAAGAGAACGACUGUCUUGUGGCGCUUAGGCCUGAAGACAUAGUCGAAGAAACAACACAUCUUGAGAUUUCUGAGUUUGCGAUUCUAGGAUAUGUAGCUGGUCUAGUGCCAUUUCCCCAUCACAAUCAAAGUCCCAGGAACACAUACCAAUGUGCCAUGGGAAAGCAGGCCAUUGGACACAUAUCCCUGAAUGUUAAGAAGAGGUUUGAUCCUGUGAUUCUACAACUCACAUACACUCAUCGGCCCAUGGUGUCUACCAAGAUUCUAGAUCUUAUAAAUUACAAUGAAAUACCUGCAGGACAAAAUGCAAUGGUCGCUGUUAUGAGCUACUCCGGAUACGAUAUAGAAGAUGCUCUUGUCUUGAACAAGACGUCGAUUGAAAGAGGUCUUUUCAGAGUAGAAGUAUAUAAAACAAUUACGACUUUGUUGAAAAAGCACAGUAAUGGUUUGUCUGAUAUCCUCGGGCCAAAUCCAAAGGAAAGUGUCUUAGAUGAUGAUGGAUUGGGAAAGCCUGGAAAGAUGAUAAGAGAUGGGACUGUAUAUGUGAAUAAGAUGUCGCCAGUGGAAGGAGUGUAUAAAUUCACAGGUAAAGUUCAUCGAGGAGACCCUGCGUAUAUUGAUAAGGUUCUCAUCACCAAAUCUCAGGAUCAGAUUCUCAUAAAAACUAUGCUACGCCAAACAAGGCCUCCAGAGAUCGGAGAUAAGUUCAGCAGUAGGCAUGGACAGAAAGGGGUUGUAGGUUUGAUUGUUGGGCAAGAAGAUAUGCCGUUCAAUGAUCAGGGUAUCUCUCCAGAUAUCAUUAUGAAUCCUCAUGGAUUUCCAUCUAGAAUGACUGUUGGAAAAAUAAUAGAGCUUAUUUCUGGGAAGGCUGGAGUGUUGUCAGGGCAAAUACUUGAUAGUACUGCAUUCAAAGAAAACUCAGUUGAGCAAACAUGCGAGCUUCUGGCCAAGCACGGAUUCAGUUACUCUGGAAAAGAUUGUUUUACAAGUGGGACGACUGGUGCUCCUUUAACUGCAUACAUAUUCUUUGGGCCAGUAUUUUAUCAGAGACUUAAGCACAUGGUAGCAGACAAGAUCCACAUGAGAGCACGGGGACCCCGGGCAAUACUCACGAGACAGCCAACAGAGGGUAGAAGCAAAGACGGAGGUCUUAAGCUGGGAGAAAUGGAGCGCGAUUGUUUAAUAGGAUAUGGAGCGUCUUCUCUGAUUAUAGAAAGACUAAUGAUAUCUUCGGAUAUGUUUGAAGCCUAUGUAUGCAAACCGUGUGGAGUACUAGCCUUCAAGGGCUGCUGUGUUGCUUGUAAGAACACAAAGCCAGCAAAGAUAAAGAUGCCAUAUGCUUGUAAGCUUCUGUUCCAAGAACUCAUAUCUAUGAACAUUCUUCCUAGACUUCAUAUUGAAUGA
Encephalitozoon intestinalis ATCC 50506 is the source of this 3333-nucleotide messenger RNA. RefSeq names its product DNA-directed RNA polymerase III subunit 2. Gene Ontology annotation, biological process: DNA-templated transcription. The record is from RefSeq and is a predicted model, not a curated record. NCBI's taxonomy places the organism in Eukaryota, Fungi, Microsporidia, Unikaryonidae. The coding region runs from base 1 to 3333 and encodes 1110 amino acids. Gene Ontology annotation, molecular function: DNA-directed RNA polymerase activity; ribonucleoside binding; DNA binding. The transcript has a single exon. Gene Ontology annotation, cellular component: RNA polymerase III complex.